This is a messenger RNA of Meriones unguiculatus (Mongolian gerbil), 4452 nucleotides long. It is a transcript of the gene Arhgap6, whose product is annotated as Rho GTPase activating protein 6. Gene Ontology annotation, biological process: signal transduction. The coding region runs from base 209 to 3130 and encodes 973 amino acids. Gene Ontology annotation, molecular function: phospholipase binding; phospholipase activator activity. The record is from RefSeq and is a predicted model, not a curated record. The transcript is spliced from 13 exons. NCBI's taxonomy places the organism in Eukaryota, Metazoa, Chordata, Mammalia, Rodentia, Muridae.
GUAUGGAUAUCCUAUUUCUGCCUCCACAGGGACUCUUGGAGAGUGCUGGUGACGCUUGAACAGGGCACUGCCUUCCACCUUCCUUGCUGAGAACCUCCUGGCAGUGUUUCCCCAGCCAACUGGGGCCACUUGUUUUCUCAGAUCACAGCCUCCAGCGAUCUAGGAGGGAAAGGAGAAGGAAGUCGCCCUCGGACCCAGCCCUGCCGAAAUGUCUGCGCAGAGCCUGUUGCACAGCGUCUUUGCCUGCUCCUCGCCGGCGUCCGGGAGCACGGCCUCGGCCAAGGGAUUCUCCAAAAGGAAGCUGCGCCAGACGCGUAGCCUGGACCCAGCCCUGAUCGGUGGCUGCGGGAGUGAGAUGGGCACUGAGGGCGGCUUGCGAGGCUCCACAGUAAGCCGCCUUGAAUCUCAGCAGCUCCUAGCUGAGGGUCUCGGUUCCCGCUCGGCAUCUUCUCCCCGGAGUCAGCACUCUUGGGCUACCCGGUUCCAGACACCCAGACCUCUAUGCUCGUCUUUCUCCAUGCCCAGUACCCCUCAAGAAAAGUCGCCUUCUGGCAACUUCCACUUUGACUAUGAGGUCCCGCUGAGUCGCAGUCUCAAGAAGAGCAUAGUCUGGGACCUGCCUUCAGUCCUGGCUGGGUCCACGAGUGGCCGAAGUCCUGCAAGCAUCCUCUGUUCAUCUGGGGGAGGCCCCAAUGGCAUCUUUGCUUCUCCUAGGAGAUGGCUCCAGCAGAGGAAGUUCCAGCCCCCACCUAACAGUCGAAACCACUCUUAUGUCCUGUGGAGGUCUGAGGGUGACUUCACUUGGAACAGCAUGUCUGGCCGCAGUGUGCGCCUGAGGUCAGUCCCCAUCCAAAGCCUCUCAGAGCUGGAGCGGGCACGGCUGCAGGAAGUGGCUUUUUAUCAGUUACAGCAGGACUGUGACCUGGGCUGUCAGAUCACCAUCCCCAAAGAUGGACAAAAGAGAAAGAAAUCUUUGAGAAAGAAACUGGAUUCACUAGGAAAGGAAAAGAACAAAGACAAAGAAUUUAUCCCACAGGCAUUUGGAAUGCCCUUAUCCCAAGUCAUUGCUAAUGACCGGGCAUAUAAACUGAAGCAAGACUUUCAGAAGGAGGAACAGAAGGAUGCAGCGGAUUUUGUGUCUUCUCUCCUUCCAUUUGGCAAUAAAAGACAGAACAAAGAACUCUCAAGCAGUAACUCAUCUCUCAGCUCAACCUCCGAAACACCAAACGAGUCCACAUCCCCAAACACUCCAGAACCGGCUCCUCGGGUCAGGAGAAGGGGUGCCAUGUCAGUGGAUUCCAUCACCGAUCUGGAUGACAACCAGUCUCGACUCCUAGAAGCUUUACAACUUUCCUUGCCUGCUGAGGCUCAGAAUAAAAAAGAAAAGGCCAGAGAUAAGAAGCUGAGUCUGAAUCCUAUUUACAGGCAGGUCCCCAGACUAGUGGACAGCUGCUGCCAACAUCUGGAAAAACAUGGCCUCCAGACAGUGGGAAUAUUCCGAGUUGGGAGUUCAAAAAAGAGAGUAAGACAACUGCGUGAGGAAUUUGACCGUGGGAUUGAUGUCUGUCUGGAAGAGGAGCACAGUGUUCACGACGUGGCAGCCUUGUUAAAGGAGUUCCUCAGGGACAUGCCUGACCCCCUUCUCACCAGGGAGCUGUACACAGCAUUUAUCAACACUCUCUUGUUGGAGCCUGAGGAACAACAGGGCACCUUGCAACUCCUCAUCUACCUUCUACCUCCCUGCAACUGCGACACCCUCCACCGCCUCCUACAGUUCCUCUCCAUUGUGGCCAGACAUGCAGACGAUAAUGUCAGCAAAGAUGGACAAGAGAUUACUGGGAAUAAAAUGACAUCUCUAAACCUGGCAACCAUUUUUGGACCCAACCUGCUCCACAAGCAGAAGUCAUCAGACAAAGAAUAUUCUGUCCAGAGCUCAGCCAGAGCUGAAGAGAGCACAGCCAUCAUCGCUGUGGUUCAGAAGAUGAUUGAAAAUUAUGAAGCCUUGUUCAUGGUUCCCCCAGAUCUCCAGAACGAAGUGCUGAUCAGCCUUCUGGAGACAGAUCCUGAUGUCGUGGACUACUUGCUCAGAAGAAAGGCUUCCCAAUCUUCGAGCUCUGACAUACUUCAGUCGGAAGUUUCAUUUUCCAUGGGAGGGAGGCAUUCAUCUACAGAUUCCAACAAGGCCUCCAGUGGAGACAUCUCCCCUUAUGACAACAACUCCCCAAUACUGUCUGAACGCUCCCUGCUGGCUAUGCAAGAGGAUGGGGCCCGGGGGGGCUCAGAGAAGCUUUAUAAAGGGCCAGAACAGUAUUCAUUGGUGGGCCACUUGCCGUUGCCAAAGUUGAAGUCAAGAGAAAGUUCUCCUGGACCAAGGCUUGGAAAAGAUAUGUCAGAGGAGCCUUUCAAUAUCUGGGGAACUUGGCAUUCAACACUAAAAAGUGGAUCCAAAGAUCCCGGAAUGACAGGUUCCCAUGGUGACAUUUUUGAAAGCAGCUCCCUCCGACAGAGGCCCUGUUCCCUUUCUCAAGGGAAUCUAUCCCAGAAUUGGCCUCAGUGUCCAGGGAACCCAAUUGGGCCGGACAGUGGCACUCAGGUAAUUCAGAGGACUCGGACAGCAGCCAUCGUGGAGCAGAGCAGUGUCCACCUUCCGGUGACACAUGUCUGCAGUACCCCCCACAUCCAGGGCAGUGGCAGGGGUCCCAGACGGCCUGCAGCUAGAUCUGAGCCACACUUGUCCCGAAACAGCACUGAAGACCUGCAAGAGGGCAAGAUGGAUGUGGCCUGGCUGCAAAGCCGGGCCGAGAUUGUGUACCAGAGACCUCAAGAGAGUGGCAGAGAUGACAGGCGCCCUCCUCCUCCUUACCCAGGAUCAGGGAAGCCCGCCAUGACUUCGGGCCAGCAGCAUGAAGAAGUUUCAGGAACAGCUACAGAAGAAGGAGGCCAUCAGGCCUCAGGAGAGCAUCCAGCCAGGCAAAAAAAACUGAGCAGCACUUACUCCCCCUCAGCCAGUGAGCAGGACAGGCAGAACUUGGGGGAGGCCAGUUGGCUUGACUGGCAGCAGGAGCGGUGGCAGAUCUGGGAGCUCCUGUCAACUGACAACCCCGACGCCCUCCCGGAAACCCUGGUAUGAGCUUGCCAGCAGCUGGAGCCCGCCCACCCCCCAAAAAAACAUCCUUUUCUGGCCCAGACCCAGAAAACUUGCCAAUAGACAAUUGGACACUUACUCGUUUUUCUUUUUCCACACUUUGAAAAAAAUAACACAAGUGAAAAUCAGCCCACAUACAACAGAGACACUUCUACCCUUGCCAUUUAUACGAUUCUAUUGCAUAGCCAGCCAUAGAAGAAACAAAUGAACAAACAAACAUGACAACAUCCACUUUCAAAACAACACACAUUGGCUCUAUGUAAAAUCAAACUCUUGCUUUGGUAUAGCUUAAUUGUAUUUGUGUGUCUUCAAUUUUUACUAUUGUAUAUUCUGUAACAGUGUAUGUAUGAUGAUCAAUAUGAUAUAUUCACAGAGAAAAUGGUACAAUUUUCUUUUAAAUCACUGCACUUAUAUUACACCAUGAGAUAUAUUAAGCAACGAGAUUCUAUAGUGUUCUAGAAUAUGCACUAGUGGGUUUCUGUGCUUUUGCCAUCGCUUUUUUAACUGGGGACAGCCCUCCCUUCAAUGCCUAAGGAAAAUACUAAUCAAACAAAACAGAAGCCAUAUUUUUUUAUAGUAUUGAGAAACAAAAGUAAAUGUCACCGAAUGCUUUUUUCAUAGUGAAUACGUUUUGAGGAAAUAUUAAAUUUGAUACAUUAUGAAAUAUAUUUUUAGAAUUUGUUUAGAAAGGACUCAGUGUAUCAAAUGAGAGCAUGGUAGUGCCUAACAGUAUUUAAGAAAGUUUCCACCACAUUUUAGGUUAAAUUCAAUUUUAUAAAGCCCUUAUAAUAUAUAUUUAUUACAUGUACCUUUGACAUAUUUUUGAAAACUACAAACUUGAAUCCAAUUAUAAAAUUUUAAAAUCUAAAUACACAUUCAAAUUAUACAUCAUGUUCCCCCCUCUGACCUGUUAUCAAUUUUAACCCAAUUACAAUCAAUUCCUUGUAAAGUAAAUUGUGCCGGAGGGGGGGGCAAAAACGUUACGCCUUUGCGCUUACAUUGUGCCAAAGCCUGAGGAGACGUGUCUUUGAUAAUUUUAUGUGUAUUGUAUGUGUUACUACCAUACUUCAGCAAUUUGAAGUGUUACAACUGCAAAAUCACUUUUGACCAGCAACUGGCAGUUUUCUUCAGUAUUUUCCUUUUUUUUUUCUACAUCAGAAGGGUCAGCGUACUCUACACAAAGAAGGAUAUAUAUAUAUACAUAUAUAUAUGUAUAUAUAUAUAUCCUUACAUCCAUAAUAUGCUACUUUUAAUUUUCAUGUUGGUCAUGAAAUUUUUCAGUGGUGUUUCUUAAAAUUUUAUCUUGU